Strongyloides ratti is the source of this 411-nucleotide messenger RNA. RefSeq lists its product as hypothetical. Bases 1 to 411 code for a protein of 136 amino acids. The transcript is spliced from 3 exons. NCBI's taxonomy places the organism in Eukaryota, Metazoa, Nematoda, Chromadorea, Rhabditida, Strongyloididae. The record is from RefSeq and is a predicted model, not a curated record.
AUGAAAUGUAUUAAUUUAAACUUUUUUUUAUUUUUUUUUGCUAGUACACCAUUAACUUUAUUGGGAGUUAAAUUUUAUUGCUUACGAGGAAAUUUACAAUCACCAUGUGUAGUUGAAUUAACUCCAUAUGAAACUGCUUUUCAAAAAGUAGUUUUUAAGUUGCUUAAUAGUGUCGAACAAAUAUUUUUUAACUCAUAUAUUAGAUUUUCUAAAAGACACCCAAGAUAUUUGUUUCCACUAAAUACAAUUCUAAAAUAUUCUAUACAACAAGUACAUGUGAAAAAUCUUUGUCAACGAUUAAAUUAUCGUUAUGUAACUCCAACAUAUAUUCAAUUUUAUACAAAUAGUGAUAUGAUUAAAGAUCUAUUCAGUUCACCUUUAAAAAGAACUUUAAGUAAUCGCUUUGGCUAG